AUGCACCCGAAGUCACCCUCUCGACCGUCCGGCCAGGACUCUCCCGGCGCCUCCCCUUCUACCACUUUCAAGGCGUCCGCACGACCAUCUGCAGCCGACCCCAAAACAUUUUACAGGUCCAUGGGGCUACCACAAGAUUCCUCUCAAGCCCAAUUCAAGAAGGCGACUGAGCACGACCUCCCCCUCGAUCCCGACUCGGCCAUCCUCGAACGCGAUUUGUCGGCGUAUAUGCCACCGAAUUGCAAAGAUCCCACCCCUCCUGAAUGGCCGACGGGGACCGAAGGUGCUGCCCACUAUCAGCAGGCUGCCAAGUUCAUGAACUCGGUCUUGAGUGUAGCCCGAGAGGCCCAUACCAAGUUUGGCAAGAGUGUCGAAUAUUGCGCGCUCGAUUCAUUAUACACGGAGCAAUUCCGAAGGAUCGCUUACGACAAGCACCUCAUGUCUGACAAGGACAGCGACAAGGAGCUCAAACCAGACCUGGUCGGGUGCAAACUCAAUGACCUAUCAGUCUUCGAUGACGGCACACAAGCACUGGUCCUUCACCCCAAAUCCUCCAAAAAAUCAAACCGCGUGCAGGCAGCGCACCUGAUCACUUUUGGCGAGGUCAUAAAGGAUCAGAGUAUCUACGAGGCUGUACUUCAAGCCUCCACCUAUGGUCGAGCUACUUUUGGCUCCCACCCUAAUCGAUGUGGUGUACGCUUCGUUGUCAUAUCGCUCAAUGGUACCAAAGUGCAAGCGGCCAUCGGGGAAAUGGAUAUGGCAAGCAUCCACCUCACACACAUCCACAAUCUCAAGGAUGACUACGAGUAUACCCGCUUUUGGCGUCUCCUUGCAGGGAUGUACUGUUCUCCUAUCGACGAUGCUGGCUGCAACCGGCGCAUGCGCUUCUACUCCAAUGAAGCCGGAAACAUGGUGCCUGAAAAGUGGUCCUACCCUCAGGGAGUGUGGAGAUGCGUCGAGAAACGCCUGUGUAACCGGAACAGCUUCUGGUCUCGAACUACCCGCGUCGAUGCCCUUCAUUCCGCUGAAUCUCGGAAAAUUACAGAGUAUCAAUUUGCCCGGCCAGCCCCAUUGAAGAAGCGAAAGAAGGAGGAAGAUACAAUCACCCAACCUACCAAACGUGGGAAGUCUGGGCAAAGCUCAAUGUCUGCGGAACGGAGGGUGGAGGCAACGCAUGAGCCAAACCAAUCAACUGCUUCAAAACAAGGCUCGGGCGUGGCUGUGUCAUCGCCUCUAUUCAAUCACGGAAAUAUCCAGCCGUUUGACGCUCCACCCAUGACUGUUAUUGUCCAAUCUUCCACAAAGACUGAGCACAAAGUGCAAACCGACAUCUACAUUCCCAUCACUCGACACAACGAUCCUGAAAGACAAGUGUACCAAUUUCUGGAGAAAGUGCUCGACCAUAACCAGUCCAUGCUUGGCAUUGCUCGAUUUGCCUCUCGUCGUCAGGGUCGCCCAACUAGGGCUGUAAGCUGUGGGGUGGGAGAGAGUGGCGAGAAAUUUUACCGCAUUGGUCUCAGAGACUCAGACGAAUUGACGAGCGGGAAUGAUCUUUUGCAGAAAGUCACCGGCAAUCUUAAACUUAGCAAACAUGUCAUUCUUGACAGUCUUCCCCCCCGACAAGCGUCCUCUGUACAGCCAAAACCGGUCACCCGUCGUGUCGAGACCCUCCAGGAAACCGUAACAUUAGGGCUCACAUUGUUCGACAUAUACGAGAAGCACAGUAUGUUGGGUCUUGUGAAAGCUAUACUGGGUGCAUUGCAUGGUGGGUACAGCGCGGGGGAUGCUCCGGAGUAUCAUGAAUGUGGCUAA
Messenger RNA from Cryptococcus wingfieldii CBS 7118, 1812 nucleotides. RefSeq lists its product as hypothetical. The record is from RefSeq and is a predicted model, not a curated record. Lineage: Eukaryota; Fungi; Basidiomycota; Tremellomycetes; Tremellales; Cryptococcaceae. The transcript has 3 exons. Bases 1 to 1812 code for a protein of 603 amino acids.